AUGGGUGUGAACGUGGAACCUAUUGCUCCUGGCGACGGCAAGACUUUCCCCAAGCCUGGAGACACUGUCGAUAUUCACUACGUUGGUACCCUCCAGUCCAACGGCAACAAGUUUGACUCUUCGCGGGACCGUGGCCAGCCUUUCCGCACACGCAUCGGUGUUGGCCAAGUUAUUCGCGGCUGGGAUGAGGGUGUACAGCAGCUCUCGCUGGGCCAGAAGGCCCGCUUGGUUUGCUCGCCGGACUACGCUUACGGUCCCCGCGGUUUUCCCCCUGUAAUCCCUCCGAACUCGACCCUGGUCUUCGAGGUCGAACUUCUUGCGAUCAACGGCAAGAACUAA
Messenger RNA from Malassezia sympodialis ATCC 42132, 339 nucleotides. RefSeq names its product FKBP-type peptidyl-prolyl cis-trans isomerase (gene FPR1). Gene Ontology annotation, cellular component: cytoplasm. The record is from RefSeq and is a predicted model, not a curated record. Gene Ontology annotation, molecular function: peptidyl-prolyl cis-trans isomerase activity. Gene Ontology annotation, biological process: protein peptidyl-prolyl isomerization. Lineage: Eukaryota; Fungi; Basidiomycota; Malasseziomycetes; Malasseziales; Malasseziaceae.